CCAGUGGCGCCCUUUCUCCGCAGGAUCUCCGAAGUGUCUGCGGUCUGCCAUUUACAAGUCAGGUGUGCGUAAACAGAGCACAGUAAGGGAUUUACGCAACAAAACACGAAAGGAGAAUAGCGCUUUCUACGUAUUUUCCCGGAGAAACGUCCGAGGGGAUGGGCCAGGUUCCCGGGAACCGCUACCUCUGUGUAGCUGCUAUCCGUGCUGAGGUUCGGGAGUUGUCCGGCUGAUGGCACACACAGGCUGCCGACUGCAACGUGUGAAAAGGAGGGCUCAUCGAAGCAGAGGCGCUGCUGUCUUCUGUGGAUAGAAAUCAUCAUGUCGAGUUCCGACGGAGCUACAUGAAAAUGAGACACUCGCUGGACUGUCACAGCCGACGACGUGUUGCAAAUAAACCAAGAGCCAAGUCGUCAGUCACCGGCGGCUUAAAAAACGACUGUGUAAUUGAUUACGCUGUUUGAUGGCAUGUAUCGUGUUUGCCUGACACCCGGCAGAUAACCGAGGAAUCACCAGCUCUUUGAUGUCUUCGCUUGCUCUACUCAUCCUGCAGUUGUAAUGACGUCUGUGGUGGGGUUAUUAUAAAUCUGUAGGUGACACACUUGUGAAUUCAACCCCCAAACCCUGAGCCGGUGCCGGGGAAAAGCGAGGCUGAGGCGCGGCGGGUCGACAGUCGGAGGGAUAUGGGAAAGCGAGCGGAACCGAUGCAGUGGGUCUUGGCAAGGCAUCGUCAUAAUUCAGGGCAGUGAUGCCUGGCAUGGUGAUGUUUCGGCGGCGCUGGUCAGUUGGCAGUGAUGACCUGGUGCUGCCCGCCCUUUUCCUCUUUCUGUUACACUGCAUAUGGUUGGUGGUCCUGUCCGUGGUCCUGUUCGGCCUCCCCUAUGGCUCAGACCAGUCGUGUUCUGUAACGCUGGUGGACCAUGGCCGUGGGUACCUGGGCAUCCUGGUCAGCUGCCUGAUCUGUGAGAGUGCCAUCAUGUGGCUGAGCAUGAGGGGCAGCAUUCUGUACACACAGCCCAGGGAAGCUGUGCAGUACGUCCUCUACAUACGGCUGGCUAUUCUGUUGGUCGAGCUGGUAUAUGCAGUCGUUGGAAUUGCCUGGCUUGUCCAGUAUUAUCAGCCCUGCUCUGAUGUCACUGCCAAAAAUCUGGCUUUGGGGAUUGUUGCAUGCAACUGGCUGGUGAUAUUCAGCGUCUGCAUUACUCUCAUGUGCACCUUUGAUCCAACGGGCCGAACGUUUGUCAAACUGAAGGCCACCCGUCGACGUCAGCGCAAUCUAACUACAUACACACUCAGACACAGACUAGAGGAAGGCCAAGCCAGCAGCUGGAGCAGGAGGUUAAAGUUCUUCAUGUGCUGCACAAGAGCCCAGGAUACACAAUCAGAUGCAUAUUCAGAAGUGGCCAGCCUUUUUGCAGAGUUUUUCAGAGACCUGGACAUAGUGCCUAGUGAUAUCAUUGCUGGCUUGGUACUUCUCCGCCAGAGGCAGAGGUCGAAAAGAUCUUCUAUCCUGGACCAGGCCAACAAUGACAUUAUAGCCUUCUUAUCUGGAAUGCCUGUCACUCGUAACACUAGGUACCUGGACCUUAAGAACUCGACCGAGAUGGGCAUGUACAAGGAUGUGUGUUAUUACAUGCUCUUUGCCCUGGCUGCAUACGGUUGGCCAAUGUACCUAAUGAGGAAGCCCGCCUGUGGGCUGUGCCGCCUCAUCAGCUCCUGCCCAUGUACGUCAGUGUCUGGCUCUCGGUUGUCUCAGUCCGUGACGGUGGAGGAGGACAACUGUUGCGGGUGUAAUCUUCUGGCCAUACGCAGACACUUCCUGGACAGGGACCUCAAGCAGGUCCACAUUGUCUACACAUCCUGCCACGAUGCUGUAUAUGAGACUCCUUUCUUUGUGGCAGUGGAUCAUGGGAAAAAGAAAGUUGUCAUCAGUAUCAGAGGAACCUUAUCGCCAAAGGAUGCCUUGACUGAUCUAACAGGGGAUUCUGAGCGUCUGCCUGUAGAGGAGCAGCACGGGACCUGGCUCGGCCACAAGGGGAUGGUUUACUCAGCAGAAUACAUUAAGAAGAAACUGGAGCAGGAAAUGAUCUUGUCACAAGCUUUCGGAAGAGACUUGAGCAAAGGCACCAUGCACUAUGGCCUGGUGAUAGUUGGGCAUUCCCUCGGUGCAGGCACCGCUGCUAUCCUAUCCUUUCUGCUGAGGCCUCAGUACCCCACCCUUCAUUGCUACUCUUACUCCCCACCUGGUGGCCUUCUUAGUGAGGAUGCCAUGGAGUACUCCAAAGAGUUUGUCUCAUCUGUGAUACUAGGAAAAGACCUGGUACCUAGGCUUGGCUUGUCACAACUGGAGGGUUUCCGACGCCACCUUCUGGAAGUCUUACAGAAAAGUAACAAGCCAAAGUGGAGGAUUAUUGCGGGAGGCACCAAAUGCAUCCCCAAAUCAGAGCUUCCAGUAGAGGACGAGGAUCCUCAGUCUCAGCCAGCAGCAGCGCCCCCCAGCAGUCGCCUCUGGCUUCACCCCAGUGACCUCAGCAUCGCCCUUUCAGCCUCCACGCCCCUCUACCCCCCUGGCAGGAUCAUCCACGUGGUGCACAACCAUCCUCCAGAGUCAUGUUGUGGUCAGGAGGAACCAACCUACUCUGCUCUAUGGGGGGACAACAAGGCCUUCAAUGAGGUCAUCAUAUCACCGGCCAUGCUUAACGAGCACAUGCCCCACAUGGUGAUGGAGGGCCUGAACAAGGUGCUGGAGAACUACAACAAAGGGAAAACUGCUCUGCUGUCAGCAGCCAAGAUCAUGGUGAGCCCCACAGAAGUGGACUUGAACCCAGAGACCAUUUUCAUGGAUGCUUCGGCAACUUCUCAGCAGCCGACACCUACAACCCACCACCGCAGGAACAGUAGUAUUCGACAAAAACCAUUGUUACGUUCAUGUGCCCAGUCUGAGAUAUCUCUGGAUGGUUUCUCUGAGUGCCCUCCUCCCCCAGUGCCUGUUGUGCUGCGUGGAGCACGGGAGCGCCUGGCGGUGGAGCUUAGGGACCGCAAAGCACCACUGGCUGUUAUGGAGAGCCUCUCAGAUGCUGAGUCUCUCUACAGUCUUGAUUCCCGGCGCUCCUCAGCUGCGCUAAGGGGUUCGCCGAUGCUUAGCAGCCUGCCGUUCCCUUUGGAUGCCCCGAUCCCAGAGGAGAACCCAUCACUUAGCUCUCGCACUGAACUGUUGGCUGCUGACUGCCUCUGCCAGGCGACGCCGGAGCACCUCGGUGAGGUUGGGCCCUUCUUUACCCCUCUGGAAUCCACCCCGGAUUACCCCAUGCGGCUGUCUCCUGCCACCCCUCGCUACAGCCGACACCAUUCCCCAACUCUACUUAACCAGAGCGUCUCAGCUCAGCCUUUAAAGCCAGAUCUUAACGCCAACUCAAAAAUGCUUCCUGAUGGAGAUCACCAAGAGAUGCCUGGUGUGUACAGCCCCGGGAGUACUCCCAACGCUCCCCUCAGCCCACAGAUUGGUUUGAGACAAAUGGAUAGGGAAAAAGAAGAUUGGGAGAUGGAGACAACAGAGAAACAGUUAGGAGCGGAGACGGGGCCAGCAGCUUCUACUCCUCCACCCCAACUAUCAAACGGAAACCCCAGUCAGGCGGUGCUGGAGUUCGCCCAGUACUUAGACUCUCUUUUUAGAUUGGAUGGCAGCAGCUCUCCAACUCUGGACCUGUCUGAUGGGGAGUCGGAAUCAGGACGGGGCUCGUUCAGUCAGGGUGAAUGUCUAGGAGAUGGACAGCAGCUGGAUGACAAACAACUUCUUGCCAGAGCAACACUGGAGCCUAACCUCGUCCCCAAACCCCCACGCACUUUCGCUGGAUCUGCCGACCCUUCCUCUGGCAUUUCUUUGUCACCCUCCUUCCCCCUCUCGUCCUCUGAGGAGCUCAAUGACCUCUCACCAGGAGAGGGUGCCCUGCCAGCCAUACACUCCCUACGAACAUCUACCCCUUGCCACUGUCCUGAAGAGAACACACUAUCAUCUAUGGUGUAGUGUCCUCGCAGGACUCCAGUGUCCUUUGCUCUGGACCAAGAGGUGCAGUCAUAAAAACAUAUCACAGUAUAUGCAUGCCAUGGAAUGCAGUCACUCAUCAGAGCUCAGAUGACAGAACUUGACUGACCAACUCACAAACUAUCUCCCAUCUUCAGGUUUCUCCUUCGAACGCUGUUGAUAGCAUUUUCACACUAUUGCAAUGACUUAGAAAAAGAAAAAGAUACCUCUCUCUGCAUGCCAGGGGGCUGUUCUGCUUUUGGGUGAAAAUGAAUAACUGUAGCUUCACAAUGCCAUUCCAACACUACGUUGUCUCAACAACUUUGAGACGCAGCAGCAGCAUUACUUAAAUUCCCUUACGUCAUAAAAUCAAAGGGGAGAUUAGUCACAUGAGCAGGGAUUUAAAAACUAUUUCAAAAGAGGUUGGCGUAGGCACAUCAUCCAGGUUGAUGUACCGUUAAACUUCCUGCACCCUCAGCAGCUCCAGCUUUUAUUUGAGUUACUUUUUUUAAUCAGGAAUGUGAAGAUUGACAUAAUUGUCAAUCAUAAGAAUGAAAAGAUACGAAAUGUUCCUCAGGUCUUUAAAGAAUUGACUUUGAGAGAGAGAAAGUGUGUUACAUUGGUGAGAAUUCAUGUGUCUUAAAAUGUAGUGAUUGUGACAAAGUUAUUACAGACGCCUAUGGAUGUUUUUGAGUCUUUUGGUUACUCUUUAUAGUGCAUGAAGAUUUUUUUUCUUUUUCUUUUUUUUUUUUAAGAGAUGCCACUUAGAUUACAUUUGGAUACUUGCACACAUCAUUUUGCUCAAUUAACCCCCUUUUGCCAAAAAAUACUACAUUGUAUUGCCAAAUGUAUUUAUGAGAUGUAAUUUUGUAUAUGUGUAUGGAUAUUGCUUUAUAUAAACACAAGCUAUGUUCAUUAAUUCCUUCCCCUAGCCAUUCUGUUGGUUCCCAUAUAGACUGUUACACAGCAACACCACAGAAAAAAAUGCCAUCCUUACCUUAAAACACUGCCAUAGCUUUCAUUUUCACAUACAAAAUCCCUGGAUCUUGGGUUUACACCAAUAAUGAACUUACUUAUAGUUGUUCUAUUCUAUACCUUUCUCUUUAGGGAGCUCUUAGCAAUGUGCCCGAGUCUGGGUGUGCAUGCUUUAUGCAUUUCAGAGUAGCAUGGCGGUAUAGAACAAGUUUUGUCAUUACGUCACAGUAAAUAAGCUCUAAACUUGUCCAGAAUUUAGAACAUGUAUGUGAACGUUUGAGAGGCUGGUGUCAGUGGAUAGGACCAAACUGCGUCCCAGGAUAUCAUUUCUCUUGUUCUCAAGGUGCUCUCAGUCAUCAUGGAUGUCAAGGUGUUUGCUUCCCUUUAAUGUGGUUCAUCUCAAAUCUCACUGAGGUUGAACUGGAUGAAUAAACAGGCUGGAACGUCAUGUAUGCCAACUCUUAACCAAUAUGUGGCAAAAACAAUCUUCCAUAUCACUCUGGGUGUAACAGGUGGCUCACAAUUUGCAUUAUUUAUUACAGUUAAUGUUGUUAUCACUUUUAUUGCUAUAUUUGAUGGUAUUAUUAUCCUUAUUGCUCUUGCAACAGAUUGGUUUGAUGUCAGUGGUUUUUAUCUGAGUUUUUUGGGACAGUGUGGAGAACUUUUUAGACUUUCCCAAAUGUAAGAGUUAUAUAUAGUUCCGCUUUUUUUCUGUCUGAGUGGAAACGUAUUUGACAUUCUUCCAUGGCAUGGUGACAAUAUGUUCUUUUUACAAAUGUUUCAUUUUUGGUAAGAAAGGCUGCAGUGUGACAGUCUGCUCACAGUGACCUUUUGGUGUAAUGCCACCAUCAAAGCCUGGAGUCACCAUAGUGAUCUGCAUGGUCUCUGUACUUGGAAAAUGAUUUGCUGUGGUUACUCACAGCAGGCACUUCCAGACAUUUUACAAUCUGACACUACUCAAAUCGGGCUGCCAGUCCGAGUAGGCUCUCACGGGAUAAACCAAGGUUUGGCCAGCAAUUUUCUACAUUUCCAGCUUGCAGCGGGUCAUACACUAGAAACUGCUGAAAGAGGCACUGUAAUUCUUUCCACCAUAAUGUGUACAGCACCAUCUUCUAUGUGUAAUUAUUUAUGCGGAUGUCAAAAAAGGUGAAUUCCAAUAGACUCAUAUAGAACUAUAUAACAAUAAGGAGAUAAUGACUAUAAUAAAGAUAUCAAUAUUGCCACAUAGAGAAAAAAAUAAUUUGAAAGUUAUUUAUUCCAACUAUUGGCAGAUUUAUGAAUUGGUCUAUAUUGAAAGAGGAAUAAUUCAAUGAUGUCUUGUCCAUGUUUACCUGGUUUGCUUCCCUUCCUCUCCUGCCCCAUGAUGCGAAUGUAUUUAAUCCCUCCCCACACUGCCCUGCCUGUAAUUAAAUAAAUUGCAAACUAUGAAAGAAA
Molecule: messenger RNA, 6430 nt
Organism: Cheilinus undulatus (humphead wrasse)
Lineage: Eukaryota; Metazoa; Chordata; Actinopteri; Labriformes; Labridae
Gene: dagla
Product: diacylglycerol lipase, alpha
Exons: 21
Coding region: 749-4024 (1091 amino acids)
Biological process (GO): lipid metabolic process
Cellular component (GO): dendrite membrane; postsynaptic membrane
Source: RefSeq, a predicted model, not a curated record